This is a messenger RNA of Seminavis robusta, 357 nucleotides long. Lineage: Eukaryota; Bacillariophyta; Bacillariophyceae; Naviculales; Naviculaceae. The record is from the annotation of a GenBank genome assembly.
AUGCGUCGGGAUGCAAGUGCACCAUGUAUUAAUAGCAUGGUUUUGCAGAGUUGUUAUGUUAUGACCGUACCCUUACUGCAGGAACAGCAUACGCGUGGGUUACGAGGGUGUGCUCAUUUACAGCCAUGGGACAUCGCAUUCCUUCACUUGGAUGUCACUCAGAGCGAUCCGUACCCUUUACAUUGCUCGUUCGGGCUUGAACGUGGGAACCACAAGAGACCUGAAGUCAAGACCUUCAAUGGAAAGGCACUCAAAGCAGCUCUCAAAGCUACCGGUAUCCACACUUCGGAACAACAGAAUCUGUUUGUAUUCUUCAUUGCUUUGUAUGGUUGGUCCUUCAGCACUCGAGCGAGGUAG